This is a messenger RNA of Spodoptera litura, 8263 nucleotides long. RefSeq lists its product as uncharacterized. The record is from RefSeq and is a predicted model, not a curated record. Gene Ontology annotation, molecular function: protein binding. NCBI's taxonomy places the organism in Eukaryota, Metazoa, Arthropoda, Insecta, Lepidoptera, Noctuidae.
AUAGCCAUACAUACAUUUGUAAAAGUUAGUACCAAACAAAAUUGUUAUGAAUCCUCAAGUUUGUGAUUAAGUGAUUGUUUCAAAGUUUUAUUUCUAUUACGAACUUACAGAAACAUCCGUCAAUAAUUAAUAAAUGCAAAAUAAUGACCAUGAUCCCGAACUUGAAAAUAAGUUACUUUAUAAUAGUUUACUGUUCGCCAGUAUACUUAAGAAGAAAACGCAAGAUGAAAAAAUAAAGAAAAUUGAAAAGUAUUUGGAACGUGGAGCCGAUAUCAAUGCAAUUGAAGCUAACUUUAAAAACAACACACCAUUGCACCUUGCAGUAAUCAAAGAAGAACCAGAACUUGUUGAAUUUCUUUUACAGAAAGGUGCUCAAUAUAAGAAAAAAAAUUAUGAUGGCAAAUCUGCUUUAGACCUUGCUCAUUCACGAAGUGGAAAUCCUAUAAAAAGAAAAGAAAUUAUUACACUAUUAGAGACGUUUGCGAACAAUAACUUAAAACCUGUUAAUUUGAAUAAUUUAAAACCUCCUAAGCGACCUGGCUGUCCAUUUAUAAUCAAAAUAAAAGAUGAAGACUCAGAGGUAACUAGUAUCACUCCAGAUAGCAAAGAUUUCAGAGAAAAUAUCAGUCAACCUUCAACUUCAAUAGGCGAAGAUAAUACUAACACAAUUGUAACCAAGUCGCUUAUUAGAAAGGAAGAUGAAUACGCUAUUGAAAAUUCUUUCAACCAACCACAUUGUAGUGAAGACUUAUUCUUUUCUAGUCCACAUGACACUAAUGUUACUUCGACUGAGAGUGUUAAGGCAAACAUUGAUGAAGUCACAAGGAUGCUUGAAAAUCUCUUUAUUCGUGACGUCAAUAAACCGAAAUUGAAUCAAACAGAGGAAUAUGAGAAAAAAGUACACUGGAAAGAAGAUUUCAAAAUACCUUCUAGUGUUCAAAGCCCCGACGCUGUUUCAAUACAGGGAAGUAAAUCUAAGACCUCUGAUAAUAAAUAUGCUUUAGCCAAAGAUAAAAAAGCUAUAGGAAAUAAUCUUAAACAACCAGAACGUAAAAUAUCAUAUAUUCAAAAAAACAUUCAGGCUAUUUCAAAAAAGAGUAACAAAUAUAAGACCCCUGAAGUUAAAGAUAAAUUUAACAUGACUUCAAUUAAAUAUAGGACAUUACUAAAUAGUAAAGAUUUAGGUAUAAAAUCUUCUAGUCCAGAAUGUAAUAUUGAUGUUAACUUAAAAAAACCCAAAGAAAAAGCUUUUAGUUCAGCUAAAGAUAACGGCGGUAAUGAUUUAAAAAUACGUUACCAACACAGUGAUCUUACUUCAUUAAAGAAGUGUAAUCCUCAGACCUUGAAAAGUAAAGAACUUACUCUUCCGAGUACAGAAAAUUGUGAAAUUAAAGCAAGUUCGGCAAUGAUUAGUACUACAACCAAAAUAAAUACUGAAAAGAAAAUCCAAAGUUCCGUCAUACAUAAUAAACCCGUAGAAAUUAAUGUUAAACAACCACGAUUAAGUAAGCAUUUAAAAAUGUCUUCUAGUCUACAAAACGCUGAUAAUGUUUUAUUACAGAAGCAUAAUAUUAAAAUGACCAAAAAUAACAAAGUUAAUAAGAUUGUUGGAAUUGCAAGUGACAUUGGUGUUAAAAUGAAAUCAUUUAACGAAGGGACAGACAGUUUAAGAGAAAUGAAAGAACUAGUAAAAAGUAAUUUUAAACAAUCACACAACAGUAAAACUUUCAAAAUAUCGUCUAGUCAACAGCACAUCAAGAACAGUAAUUCACCAAGUUUAGCCAAGAACAAAAAGGAAGAUAAUAAAACCAAAUCAAAUGUUAUACAAUCUCAAGACUGCAAAGAUUUAAAUAUCACUUCCAUUCAACAAGUCACAGCGGCUUUAGCGACUGCUAAGAGUAAUUCUACAAUCGUAACAAAUGAAGAACACCAAAAGAACAUUAAAAGUCCAAAGAUUUGUGAUAUUGGUGAAGAUAAAAAUGCCACAGGAAAUAGUCGUAAAAAACCGCAAGAUACUAAAGAAUUCUUAAUAUCUCCGAAUGAACGUGAAAUUGUAGGCUGUUUAAGCCAUAGUGAUUCAAAUAAAUUGGCAAAUAAUAAAGACCUUAACAUUGCUGAUGGUUCUGUGAUCAGUGAUAUUAGCCAAAUUUCUAUUGUUUUAGAUUCAACAAAUAAUGAAUGUUUAGUACAAAGCAAUGGCCUAAAUCCAUUACAAAUUGAUCCACAAGAAGUUAAACUUAAUUCGAUACAAGGAGGUCAUCAAAAGGGCUUCCAAAAUAAUGACAACAAUGUAAUUGUUAAGAAUCAAAAGUUAUGUGAUCUUGAUCCUGAAAUCAUAUUAUCUACCAAAGCAAAUAAAAGAGAUACAGAUAAUAGCAUAGAUAUAAUACAAAAUGUCAGCGGCGAAACAGUUCUCUUCAAGAAAAAUACAGGUGAUUUGACUAAAGAUCAAAUUUUUGUGGAAAGUGAUGUUGGACAACAACUAGACAACAGAGGUUUAGAAAAAUCCUUUAACCAACAAUACAUUGACAGCAUUUCGAUGCAUGAAAGUGUUUGCAACUUAUCACAGAGUAAAAAUCAACUUAACAUUGUUGAAAGAACAGUGAUUGGUAAUAUUAGUGACGUUCCAGAGGAUCUUGUCUCAGUAUAUGAUGGCAAUCAAGUACAAAAUGAUGUAAAACAAUCACAACAUAAUGAAGACACACUUUCUAGUCAACAACAAACCAAGUUUAGUUUUCAGCAGAGUAAUUUUCAAUCUUUAGAUGAUAUAGGAAACAUUAAAUUAGUAGAUAGUACAGUGAUUAGCGAUAUUAUUGCCGUAACUAAAACUUUUGAAGAGCAUAAACCUGAUUUAAAUAAUGAUCUUCAGUAUUUACGGGACAAUACAGAUUUAAAUUUAAACAUAUCUUCUAAUCAACAAAAUCCAAAAGCUACGAAAAGUUCAAAGAAAAGCUCUAAAAACUCGAAAAAUAAGGAAACCAAUAAAGUUAUUGAGAGUUCGAAGAUUUCCGAUAUUGGUGGUGAAACAAAUAAAAAUGAUUUAGUCAAAUAUAAAGAAACCGUUGACAGUGAACUGAAUCAACUACAAGAUAGCAAAGAUUUAGAAAGACCUUCCAAUAAACAAGAAAUUGAAGGAUCUUCAAUACGUUCAGAAAAUAAGAAAAACUUUAAAAAUAAACAUAAAAAUUCCAAUCGAACUGAUCUAAUUGAUCGUAAACAAAUUUUAGACGCUACAGAUUUAAAUAUAUCAUCUGGGCAACAAUGCGUUGAAAACGAUACUGUAAAGAGUAAUAAACAACUCAAGGACAGUAAAGACUCAGACACAUGUUCUAGUCAACAAAGUAAUGAGGCUGCUCCAAAAACAAAAGCAAAUUCUAAGAUGUCAAAAAUCAAAGGGGAAACUAAAAUGCAAAUGAAUUCCGGUGAUAAUAAAGUGAAGAAAGAAGGUUCACUAAAAGAUAAAAAUGAUGUGAAACCGGAAUCAAAUAGUAAGAAAAGUAACAAGAAAAAAGUAUUUCUGUAUCCCAAAAGAACUGGAACUUCUGGACUUAGUGGACAGUUGUAUGAAACAAAAUUGUUAAGUCUUAUUUUACUACGUUCUUUGUAUAUUCAAGAGGUUCCUAAAUUCUUUAUUGGGACCAACGCAGAGAAUAUGGGUGCUUUUGAUGAUGUUGUCUUUAGGUAUUAUUCAGGUAAUGAUCAGAAACCUAGUAUGAUGUUCUUACAAGCGAAACACAGAGAUAAUCCUGCAAAAGAAAAAUUUACAGUCGACGAAUUAAAGAAACUGAAUGGCGAUUUCAGUUUACACAAAUACUUAGAAAGUUAUAUAAAAAUAAGUCAAAUGUUUAUGCCAGAUACGAAAGAUGACAUGUUCAUUGGAGAGUUCAAAAAUAUAGACUGUGAAUUCAUAAUUUACACUUCAGCAUUUGAGAAUUUUUCUAAAUUAAAAGUAAUUGAACAAAGCAAAGUAAAAAGUUUUAUAAAUACAACCAACGGAAAGGUAUUCCAGUUUAACUAUGAUGAAGAAGACGUAGAAGACCUUAUAGUUACAGUAGUCAAAGCGCGUGCUGUUCUUUUGGCAAAACGACUGUCAAGAUUUAUUUUUAAAGAUAAUAAUAACUAUAAUAAUAUGAUGAUGGACGAAUUGAUUAAAACAUAUCAUGUAUUCCUUGCCAGACACAUUAUUGAUAUUAAACUUACAGGCGAAGAAGCGCCCAAUUUUUAUAACGCAACAUUUAGAGAAACUUUCUUAACAAGUAAUGGUGCUUUAUUGAUAGCUUUUAAAACUACCCUUUGUAAAGAAGCAAUACAACUAAAGAAAGGUAUAGGCACGGAUAACGUUGAAGAAGUGGAAAAUAUCUUGAAAACGUAUACUUUUAAAGUUCCCAUUACUUUUGGUAAUUUAAACUUUUGCUUCACUGGUAACGAGCAGAAAAAAGAAAAGAAACUUGAAUACCUUUGCUCACUAUUUAAAAAGCUACUUGAAAUUGCUGAUGUCUCGAUUAACAACAUUUUGAUCAAAAUAGAUGACGAUAAAGUCGGUCCCAACGAAAUUUUACAAAGUACUGAUUUAGAGACGUACAGAAUAGGUGGUCUAGUUGGCAACUUGCUAAUAUUAGAUGAAAAAACGAUGACUAUGAAAUUUAAUUUAGAUUUCACAACUUUGUCUCCAGACAAUAUUAAGCUUUUAGAGAGAUUAAGAAAUGAAGUAUUUGUAGAAACAGAUCUCAGUAAAUACAGAUUUGACAUAAAUGUUCAUAGAUUUGCUAGAUUAUCUUUGGUUCACGAAAAAUACGAUAAAGGACUUAUCAAAGAUUUUCUAGAUAAACUUAUUUUUUAUACCAAUCAGGCCACAGAGGACAAAGUUGAAGAUAUUGUAAAGAAGGAAAUAGACGAAUUCUUUGUCGGUAAUAUUCCUAGACAACGUGACCAACUAUUUAAAGUGAAAAGUCAUGCUAUUUUUUUAAAAGCUCAUGAUCUGGUACAAAAGUGGUGGAAAAUUUCAGGUGAAGCCCCGUACCUAACGGAAUCCUGUCAAUAUUUUCUAGACGCAGAAAAAGAUGUCCUUAACAGUCCCUUAUUAAAUGUUCUUAAUUUCACGUACAUAAAAACAGUAAAAAUUACAAUGUGUGAGAUAAAAUUUAAAGAUGUAAUAACAGGCUUCUUUAAUUUAAAUAGUUUUUUAGAAGGAACAAUACAAAUAAUGACAAUAAUCACUGAAGAAAUCGCUCUGACCAGUAUGAAGUUACUCCAAAAUUUUAAAGAAAAUCAUUAUAGUGAUUACACUUUUAUUGAUUUGGAUUAUAUAGCAAAUAGUAAUUAUUUUGCCAAUGUUAAAGUAGAAGUAAAAGAAUCUAAAAUACAAACGUUAAUAAUAGUUUGUAAAAGUGAACAUAUUUUUGCAGAACUCAACUUGUUAAUCAAGCAUUUUAAAGGAAAAGUAAUUUUAAUUUGUAUUAAGGAUUUAAUUCCUCAAAUUGAUGGAAUAGCGACAGAAAACAUUGUCUCCAAAGUUGACCUGCAAAUAGGCUUUGACGAUCUCGAUGAUACUAUGUGCGAGAUGUUGCGAAACGAAAGAUAUAUCAUCUUUCAAGGAAAGGAAGUUAAACUUGGCGUAUUGUUUGAAGAUCAGUCGUAUCAGCUAUUAAAUUCUAACGUUCUUUAUAAGAUUAUAAACAAUGAACAUACUGUAAUUGGCCGACAUUUCAAUAACCCAUCAUAUGAUGAAAUAUUAGACUAUUAUAUUAAGGAGCAAGUAUGUCGUUAUGUAACAUUAGAGAAAGAUAUUGAAGCUAAUGAUGAUUUUGAUAUCAUGGAAUAUAAUAAAUUGGGAAAUAAUUUUGAACCCAGAGCGACAGAUAUCGUUUUAAUUACAGAUAAUGAAGCCGAAUAUGUCAAUUUUAACGAAAAGUAUGAAAACUGUAAUGUCCAUUGGUUUCGUAACGAUGAAAAUUGUCUUGUUUGGCAACAAUCCCAAGGCAAUUUGUCCAAUAUUCUAAAGCACGUUAAAAAGAAUUCACACGACGCCUAUAAAUUACAACCUGAGACUUUGAAAGACAUUAAGGAGAAAGUAGUAAUAAUAAGCGCUGAGCCUGGUAUGGGAAAAUCUUCUUUGUUGACACAUUUAGCUAUAAACACGAAAGAAAAAUACCCCUCGCUAUGGAUUUCUAAAAUUAAUUUAUUGGAUUUCAUCAAUGAGUUUAAAAAUCUGGAGCAACGUAAAGUUACCAUUGAUUUCAAAGAAGUUGUAAAGUUUUUAUUUCGAGCAAUUGGUUUCGAAGCUAGUAAAGAUAAGACAUGCAAUUUUGAACUGGUUAUUGAUCAUGUUUCUGUUAAGGACCAAGAUAUUUGUUUCAAUGUGGAUAAGGAGGGAAGUAAUAUCACCGGACUAAAUUUAUUUGAGAUACAGUUAUUUGUACACUGUUUCAAUAACAACAGAGUUGCUUUAUUGUUUGAUGGUUUUGAUGAAAUUUGUCCGGACUACGCUAACGAAUUUAUGCAAAUAGCAAAUAUCCUUAAAAAUUCAAAACUUGCUCAUUUGUGGAUAACUAGUCGUUUGUACAAUGUAUUGAAUCAGUUGGAAAGUGUCAUGCAGACGUUUUCUUUUACAAUAGAGCCAUUAUCAGAGGACGAUCAAAGACAAUUUUUAAAGAAAAUAUGGUCCACGAGAAAUGUAGGAAAAUCGAUGCUAAGUUUUCCUUUGAAUGAACCGUGGUUCUUGUCGCAUUCAAUAAAAGGAUUUUUGGCUGUUCUAUCUGCUGUGUUUACUGAUACUAAUAGCAAGUUUAUUAGCAUACCACUACAUUUAUACAUGAUAGCUGAGAUUUUUCAAGACUCUUAUCAUACUUUCCCGUUAAAUGCAGAGAGUUAUGAAAGUUUCAUUAGCGAACAAAACACUAUGAACAAAAUUAAUUUAAAUCAAAUAUAUCAACGGUUUAUUGAUAUAAAAUUUUUCAAGAUUCGUUUUGGUGAAAAAAAACCACUUUUGUGUAUCAAUGACCCUGACAUGCGAAAACUUAUAGAAAACGAGCGUGACACCUUUUUUUACAAUCAUAAAAUAAUUGCCGCGUACAUAGUAUUCGGUAAAAUGAAUGAAAUAAACUUUUUGGAUGAAAAUGAUACUAAGCAAAUUCAUAACUUUAUUGAUAGGGUAAAAUUAGGAGAAGAAAAGACAGGUAUUAUUGAACAAAUUGUCCUCGGCGAGCCUAAGUUUGUUCAUUACACAUUCGCAGAAUAUUUUAGUACAGAAUUCCUUUGCGACAGGUUAAAAACUUUCCAAAGUAGGAGUUACAUGUGGACAUAUCUGAUUAAUACGUUUCUUGAAUCAGAAGUCGGAGGUCCACAAAGGUUUUUUAAUGCAAAAUUAGGUAAUCAUCCAAAUUUUUAUAAUAUAAUCCAUAACAUAGAGCUAAAACCAAUGUUUGAAAAUUGGCUUCAACAACAUGAAAAGAUGGCUAAGUUAAUAUACACGGCCGUUGAUCAAUACUUGGAAAAUACUGCGUUGUUUUUAUUGAAAUGUAUUGAACAUGUAUUGACUAACACAAACCUUAAAGAUUUUAUAAAAAUUGUGAGUAAAAGUUUAAACAGUUGCAUUUUGUGUAUUGCGACCAAGAGACAUGCAGAGAGGGUGGUAAAGUUUAUAUUGGACUCCGUAAAAAAUGUUAAUGCCAGUCAAAUUAUCGAUUUAUUUAAUUGUUGUGAUCUUCCAUAUUCUAAUCCGUUGUUAAUUGCAUAUGGACAGGAGAAGUGGCAGCAGUCCAAAUUGGUUUUAUUGCAUUUAUUCUUAUCAGAUUUACCACCUCACAUGGUGGUAGAAGUUUUUAGUAUGAAUUUUGAUAAGAAAUGGUUUAAUAGAAUUAAAUCCAAGAAGUACAUACACAUAGUGUCGGAAUCAAUAGGUGUUGAAGAUUUAAAUUUUAAUAGACCCUUAAGUAAGUUAAGUGAAGAACAACUUGUACACAUUUUUACUUUAAAAGAUUCAGAAAAUAAACUAGCAGCUCAUAGAGCUGCUUCUAGUCAGUCAUAUAAUUUUUUUGACAAGCUAGAGAGCCUCGUAAAUAAAAAAGAAUUUAAGAAAAUUUGUAUGUCCCUAGAUAAAUCUGGACUGACUCCAUUACAUUACUUUGUUUACAAUUCCAUGCAUAUCGACAAACUAGAACGUCUCUUGGAUGUAGUUUAUGGUGAUCAAAAGACAGGAAAAUUAACAUUACAAUAUUUUAUUGACAAAAGAAACAAAUCAAAAUAGUGUUUUGUUUCUAAAGAA